CGAAGUCUUGCGUGAAUGUCUGCACACAAGUCUUAUAGCUUUUACCAGACGGCUGUACGUAACGCGGAUAAGAGACGAGUAAACGCUCACAUCAGGUCUACACAAAGAUGGUCACCAUCAUCAACCUGCACCAGACUGACUAGCAUAAACACUGGAUUUAAAUCAUCCAAGUUUGGCAACUGGUGGAGAUUUUGUCAUUUCUGAAGAAGACUCAUCAGCUACACCUAUACUUCCUUUUGCUCUUCCUACUGGCCCCUCACAGCUGAAGUGAUGUCCUCUCUUGCAGCAUCAGAAAAAUCCUCUCCGAACGCCAUGGGUCCCAAAGAGGUGGAGCUGAUCCUUGUAAAGGAGCAGAACGGGGUCCAGUUCACCUCCACCAACUUAGUAGCUCCGGCCCAGACUAAUCCCUCUGGGGAGAAGGAAAGAGAGACCUGGGGGAAGAAAAUUGACUUCCUCCUGUCUGUGAUCGGAUUUGCCGUGGAUCUUGCGAACGUCUGGAGAUUUCCCUACCUUUGCUACAAAAACGGAGGAGGAGCCUUCCUGGUCCCGUACCUGUUCUUUAUGGUGAUAGCAGGGAUGCCUCUUUUCUACAUGGAACUGGCUCUUGGGCAGUACAACAGAGAGGGAGCAGCAGGCGUCUGGAAGAUUUGUCCCAUCUUUAAAGGUGUUGGCUUCACAGUGAUUCUCAUUUCCCUUUAUGUUGGUUUCUACUAUAAUGUCAUCAUCUCCUGGGCGCUGUUUUACCUCUUCUCCUCAUUCACCCACGAGCUCCCAUGGGUCCACUGCAACAACACCUGGAACAGCCCAAACUGCUCAGACUGGGCCGACAACAGCUCCAUCGGUGACAUUUACAAAGCCACGCCUGCUCAGGAGUACUUUGAACGAGCGGUCCUCCAUAUUCAAGACAGCAAUGGUAUUGAUGAUCUUGGACGUCCACGCUGGCAGUUGACUUCCUGUCUGGCUGUUGUGAUCAUUCUGCUCUACUUUAGUCUCUGGAAGGGAGUCAAGACCUCAGGCAAGGUUGUGUGGAUCACAGCCACCAUGCCCUAUGUGGUCCUGACUGUGCUGCUGCUCCGUGGAGUAACUCUGCCUGGAGCCAUCGAUGGCAUUAAAGCAUACCUCUCUGUCGACUUCCUGAGACUCUGCGAUGCCAAGGUCUGGAUUGAGGCUGCAACACAGAUCUGUUUCUCACUGGGUGUGGGGUUUGGUGUGCUAAUUGCAUUUUCCAGCUACAACAAAUUCAGCAACAACUGUUACAGGGAUGCUAUCAUAACCAGCUCCAUCAACUCUUUGACAAGUUUCUUCUCUGGAUUCGUUGUCUUCUCCUUUCUUGGGUACAUGUCCCACAAACACAACGUGGCUCUAGAUAAAGUCGCUAGAGAUGGUGCUGGUUUAGUGUUUGUAAUUUACCCAGAAGCCAUUGCAACAUUACCUGGGUCAUCAGUGUGGGCGGUGAUUUUUUUCAUUAUGCUGCUGACCCUUGGUCUUGACAGUGCAAUGGGUGGGAUGGAGUCUGUGAUCACUGGGCUGAUUGAUGAAUUCAAAUUCCUUCACAAACACAGAGAGCUGUUCACCCUGUUUAUCGUUGUUUCAACAUUUCUCAUAUCCCUCUUCUGUGUCACAAAUGGAGGGAUGUAUGUGUUUACUCUCCUGGAUCACUUUGCGGCCGGAACAUCGAUUCUCUUUGGAGUGCUUAUUGAAGCCAUCGGCAUCGCCUGGUUCUACGGAGUGGAUCGUUUCAGUGAUGACAUUAAGGAGAUGAUUGGUCACAGACCAGGAAGGUACUGGAGACUGUGCUGGAAGUUUGUUAGCCCUUGCUUCCUCUUGUUUAUGGUCGUGGUUAGCUUCGCUACGUUCAACCCUCCAAAUUACGGCUCCUACAUGUUUCCUCAAUGGGCUAAUCUGCUAGGGUGGUGCCUGGCCAUGUCAUCAAUGACCAUGGUUCCACUGUAUGCCAUCUACAAGCUCUGCACACUUCCAGGAAGGUUUUGCGAUCGCCUUGCUUAUGCCAUCACCCCAGAGACAGAGCAUCACCUGGUAGACAACGGAGAGGUUCGGCAGUUCACUCUGCAUCACUGGUUGGUCGUUUGAGAGCUGCAGAAAGAGAAAUGGAAGGAUUGAAAUAGAAAGAAUGUCAGAGUGGAUGCUGGAUGCAUGCAAAAAUAGAAGCCUAAAGAGCUAAAGAGUGAAGACAGCCAUGUAAACUGAUCACAGGGAUUAAGAUGCAGAGCUUAAAAGUGCCAAGAAAAAAAAA
Molecule: messenger RNA, 2254 nt
Organism: Poecilia latipinna (sailfin molly)
Lineage: Eukaryota; Metazoa; Chordata; Actinopteri; Cyprinodontiformes; Poeciliidae
Gene: slc6a3
Product: solute carrier family 6 member 3
Exons: 17
Coding region: 271-2091 (606 amino acids)
Biological process (GO): nitrogen compound transport; amino acid transport; neurotransmitter transport
Cellular component (GO): plasma membrane
Molecular function (GO): dopamine:sodium symporter activity
Source: RefSeq, a predicted model, not a curated record